Molecule: messenger RNA, 1676 nt
Organism: Teleopsis dalmanni
Lineage: Eukaryota; Metazoa; Arthropoda; Insecta; Diptera; Diopsidae
Gene: Pof
Exons: 4
Coding region: 21-1316 (431 amino acids)
Molecular function (GO): RNA binding
Source: RefSeq, a predicted model, not a curated record
UACAUUGUUAUAAAAAUAAAAUGGAAAGAAAAGUAAAAGCAAAAAGUGUAAUCCAUGAAAAACGCAAGAGAGUGUCCAUCUCACAUAAUGAAUAUCGAAAAAAUUGGAGUCUUAAAGAUGCUUUGAAAGCAUUAGCCAUAGAAGAAGAAUUUGAAGCAAGAAAUAAUCAAUUUACAACACUAUUAUUAAGAUUUCCCGAUCCUGAGUUGAGUUCUGAUAUUGUUAAACAGUAUUCUACACAUAUUACACAUGUACACUUUCAACUUCCUUCGGUGUCGAGGAGCUGCAUAGUACGUUUAGAGAAAAACGCCAAUAUUAGAGAUGUUAUAGAGAAUAUAUCAAAAAUACCUUUUGGUAAUGGAUUUGUAUCGGCAGAACUUAAAUCUCCAAAUGAUACAAAGAAAUCAUGUCCUGAAGAAAUCGAUCCUUUUUCACUGUAUGUGGGAAACUUACCUAACACUUUACAAGUAAACACAUUAAAAAAUAUUGUCAGCAAUGCACAACGCAUUGACUUGGGAUAUGCUCAACGUUUUAAAUGUACUCGAUAUGCAUUUGUACGCUUUGAUUGUGUAGAUGCUGCUAUAGAAGCAUAUAUGAAGCUUUAUAAUACCACAAUGGAAUCUCGUUCUUUAAUAGUACGUUUUCGUAGAACGAAAAGUACAAUAUCAUCUUCAGAUCCACGUGACCCUCCAGCGAAUAAAGUACCAAAAUUAGUAAAUGAUGUAGCAGAUAAAAAUAAAAGUAUUUCACAAAAAGUUACGCUUUCCAAUGGAGAGAACACAAUAGUUCACGAUUCAAAAAUCAAUGUAUUGGAGGAUUCGGCUACUUUAAGAAGUAAUAUGUUAAUCAAUUCUAAUACCGUAACAGUAAUUCAUAACGAAAAAUCGUUAACAGAUAGUCAGCAAAAUACAGCUGUUGCACAAAGUACUUCAAAUGUUGCCAUCAAAGAGGAACAAUGCUCUGAUGAGGAUAGCCUAAGCUGGUUCAAUUUAAUGAAUGAAAAUAACUUAGAAACGUUAAGCACUGAACGUACAACAACAGAACACGAACCUUUCGAAUAUAUGGAAUUCUAUAAUGAUGACAAUUGGUCCACCAAUAUGAGAAAAUCAACUAUUGAACAAAAGCCAGAUGUUACUAACAUAAAUUUGAAUGUAGUUCAACAAUUUUCUGACAAGAAGAUAUCGGAUACUCAUGAUGACUUACUGCAAGAGGUUAUUAAAGAACGGCAAGCAACAAAAAAAAUGCAACGAAUAAAAAAUGAACGUGAUGAGUUAGAUGAUAUAUUUGAACAAAUGAACUCAGACCUUGAAGACUAAUAACGUUUUAAGUUAGCACAGCUGAGAAAUAUUUUUUGCAUACUCGUUUUCGUUUAGCCAACUUGCAUUAACUCUUUCUGUAAUCUUGGGUUAAUGUAAAACUAAUGGCAUUCACAAUCUAGAGUAAAAAACUUGGUAACCAAUUAGCAUAGUAAUAGUAGAAAGUUGCAACAAGAAACCACAUUUUGUUUUACAAUUUUAUUAAGUUACUCGAUUAUAAAGUUACUCGGUUCGUAACUCGAGUUCACGAAUGCUCUAUUUUUCCAAUGUGGCUCGUUUUUAUUUGUUUUGUUUUGGUUUAAAUGCAGAAAAGGGUAAAUAUUAAAGUAAUGACCCUUAUACCAUUAUAAUACUCUAAUA